GAGAACCAAAUUAUUCGUUUACCCAUCUCAAAGAGGCACAGUGCUGAAAGGAGAGAGAAAGCCAGAGAGAAGAAAGAGAAAGCUAGACGAUUAGCUUUUCAAAAUUAUUUGUGAAGAUCAAUCUACGGUUUGAACUUCUCAUCUCUCUCUGUAGAAAUAUUUGCUGAAAUCGAGGAUUUUCAUGGAAGAAGAUGAACAGUAGAAGAGAAAGUAAAUGAAACAAGGAGUUUCCUAAACUAUUCCAUUUUAUGAAUUAGUGGUUUGAUUCCACCAAUGAUUUACAUAUAGCUAGGGAAAUAGAGUACACAGUUUUUUUUGUCUUUCUUCAAAUUCUGGUCUUCAAAGGCAAGUGUAGAAGCUCCAAAUUAAAGUGGAAGAAGGUAGAUAUGGAUUUGAGGGUGGAAGAAAGAGAUGAUUCUGAAUGUUCCAAGACAAGCCCUUCUAAGGAAGAUGGUUGUGAAAUGAGUGAAGAAGAUGAAAGUAAGCAAAACACCAACAACAAUGGAGGGAGCUCAAGCAACAGCACUGUGGAAGAGAAUGACAAGAAGGGAUCAGUGAGGCCUUAUGUUAGAUCCAAGUUGCCGAGGCUACGUUGGACCCCUGAUCUUCAUCUUCGCUUUCUCCAUGCCGUUCAAAGACUUGGAGGACAAGAGAGAGCAACACCAAAGUUGGUUCUUCAGUUGAUGAAUAUCAAGGGUUUAAGCAUUGCUCAUGUCAAGAGUCAUUUACAGAUGUACAGGAGCAAGAAGAUUUCUGAUACUAGUCAAGAAAGUGGAGACAGAAAUGUUUAUAAUCUUAGCCAACUUCCCAUGCUUCAAGGCUAUAAUCCAAGCCAAAGUUCAUCAUAUAGGUGUGGAUAUGGGGAUGCUUCUUUUGCCAUGUAUGAGAACAUGCUACAUAGGCCUUUCAUGGGUCGAGGUUCAGCAGAUAAAUCCAUGGCUGAAUUUCAUGGAAGAAUGAUUGAGAGUAUCCAUGGGAUAAAUAGUAACAUCAAUUGGACUAAUAGUACUCUUUUUCAAGUGCAUCCUUCCAACUUCAGUGAACCAUCAACAACUAAAGUUCAUGAACUACAAGAUAAAUUUCUCUCAUUUGGUAGCUAUGGAUCACAAGUAAGCUUGAGUCAGAUUGAUCUCCAUCCAUCACCCCAAGUGAAGCCAAGUGCACAAGAGCUCAUGCCUAUUACUAAGCCUGCAAAUUCAGUGGAAAAGACCCUGAAAAGGAAGGUUUCGGAUAUUGAUCUUGACUUAGAUCUGUCACUUAAAUUAAGUUCAAGGAACCAAGAAAGCAUAGAGGACCAUAAAGUUGAUAGCAACCUAUCACUCUCUUUGUUUUCUCAAUCCUCUACCUCCUCUUAUCUUAGCAGAAGGCUGAAAGAAACACCAGAUUUUUCUACGGAGCAAAGGAAAAAACGCGCCAGUAAUGCUCUGGAUCUGAGUAUUUGAUGAAUGAGACAUAUUCUAAGUGAGAUCCUGAGGUACCUGUCAACGAUGUACCAAAGUCGAUUCCUUUGUCCCCAUUUGUUGUUUCCUUCUUUGUCCUAUCAAUAAAAUUAUGUCAAAUAGACAUUAGCACGACUCUUAUAAACUUAAAAGAGCGGUCUAUUGACGUAGGACAGAGAAUGAGACAUCAAAUAGAGAACACUGGUUACUAGUGUGUCAAUCAUGCAUAUAUUGUAACCAAAUUAUUACACUUAUCUGACACAAUAAUAUUUUAUC
Lotus japonicus is the source of this 1715-nucleotide messenger RNA. Its product is annotated as myb family transcription factor MPH1. The transcript is spliced from 5 exons. NCBI's taxonomy places the organism in Eukaryota, Viridiplantae, Streptophyta, Magnoliopsida, Fabales, Fabaceae. The record is from RefSeq and is a predicted model, not a curated record. Bases 387 to 1442 code for a protein of 351 amino acids. Gene Ontology annotation, molecular function: DNA binding; DNA-binding transcription factor activity.